This is a messenger RNA of Gadus macrocephalus (Pacific cod), 2698 nucleotides long. RefSeq names its product neurotrophic tyrosine kinase, receptor, type 2b (gene ntrk2b). The transcript has 15 exons. The record is from RefSeq and is a predicted model, not a curated record. The coding region runs from base 535 to 2679 and encodes 714 amino acids. Gene Ontology annotation, cellular component: plasma membrane; signaling receptor complex; axon. Gene Ontology annotation, molecular function: ATP binding; brain-derived neurotrophic factor binding; brain-derived neurotrophic factor receptor activity. Gene Ontology annotation, biological process: multicellular organism development; cell surface receptor protein tyrosine kinase signaling pathway; protein phosphorylation. NCBI's taxonomy places the organism in Eukaryota, Metazoa, Chordata, Actinopteri, Gadiformes, Gadidae.
AUGCGCUCGUGUUCAACCAUAAUCGAUAGACGAAUGCAGGUGCCCUGCCUCCCUUACACACGCACUCUCUAACAUCACCACGCAUUCUUUCCCCACUGUGCAGUCUCUUCUUUUUUUUCCUCUCACCACCAGCACCACCACCACCACCACCACACUGGAUAUUAAAGAAUCACCCACAGGACCUUAUAGCUCCGUGAUCAUCAAACAUUUGGAAGAUCAUUUUUCAUUUUGAGAAGGCAGGGGCGCGGAGGAGACGACGGAGGGAGACGCCAGCCUCCAGGACAGACCACUUGACACCUCGAUAUGCAGUAGGUAGUGUGAACGCGAUUCUGCGGAGACUAUAGCAAGGCCAUUCCAUGGCAUCUUGAGAUUAAAAAACAGUGGUCCGCUCUGUGGCUCUGUCAAUUUUUUUUUUUUUGGUCAACGACGGUGAAGAAGUGGGUUUUUUUGUGGGGGGGAAAGAAAUCUCUCAAUAAUUCAAUCCCAGCACAUUCCGUCUGGGGGUAUCGUGUGGGCUUAUCAUUGGGACCUACGAUGGACACCGACGCGGGGAAAUGUGGAAUGGCCCGUCUUGGAUUCUUCCUUCUGCUCCUCGUUCUGUGGAGGUCUGGCGACGGGUGCCCCGCAUCGUGCUCUUGCAGCAUCUCGCGGAUUGCUUGUAUUGAUUCUGUACCGGGCAUCGAGGAUUUCCCGUUUCUUACGUUGGAUGACAUGGAAAACAUCACCGAAAUAUACAUUGCGAAUCAAAAUAGAGUGUCCGACAUCAAUGACAACAGUCUGAAGUACUACAUAAACCUACGGAAUUUAACAGUAAUCAAGUCUGGAUUGACUUUUGUUACACCAGAUGCAUUCUUCAACAACACAAGACUCCAAUAUGUAAAUCUCAGAGACAACAACUUAUCAACACUGUCAUGGAAGACAUUUCAAAAUCUGAACACUAGUUACACGCUGCUCCUCUCUGGUAACCCCCUGGCAUGUGUGUGUGGGAACCUGUGGAUCAAACUGAGGCUCCAGGAAGACCCUGACGGCCAGGACCUGAAGUGCAUCGACGACUCGGGAGUGGGUCGGUCCUUGAUGGAGAUCACUCCCCCGGACUGUGUGUUUCCCCAGGUAGAGGUCACCCCCUCCAUCGUCACCAUGAUGAAAGGCAGCGACGUGAAGGCCGUGUGUCAGGCCUCGGCUACCCGGCCCCCGGAUCUCUGGAGGUUGGAUGCUGUCAUGCUGUCCACCAGCUACGAGAUCGAUGUAUCGGAACUGGAAAGCGGGCUGUCUCUCUCGGGGCUCUCACCCGAAGACAACGGCAAGGAGAUCUUCUGUAGCGCGGAGAACGUGGUGGGCCAGACCGAGGCGAGCCUGAAGCUCAACGUCCUCUGUAAGGAGCCCUCUUUUACUUACUCAAAGGUGCUGUGGCUACCACGUAAAGGUGGUAUUAUGCCACCAGUCUACGAUGAUAUUUCCCCCCCAGGAUCCCCAAUUCCUCCCUUGGACGACAGCGUGGCCGUGUACGUGGUGGUCGGCAUCGCAGGGGUGGCCCUGACCGGCUGUGUUCUCAUGGUGGUCAUCCUGAAGUACGGAAGGAACUCCAAGUUUGGUAUGAAAGGCUCCUCCUCGGUCAUCAGCAACGACGACGACUCGGCCAGCCCUCUCCAUCACGUCUCCAACGGCAACAACACGCCGUCGUCCUCGGAGAUGGGCCCGGAUGCGGUGGUCAUCGGCAUGACAAAGAUCCCCGUCAUCGAGAACCCGCAGUACUUCCGCAACUCGGGCGGCAUGCUGAAAUCCGACACGUUCGUCCAGCACAUUAAGAGGCACAACAUUGUGCUGAAGAGAGAGCUGGGGGAAGGGGCCUUUGGCAAGGUCUUCCUGGCUGAGUGCUACAACCUGACCACAGAGCAGGAGAAGAUCCUGGUGGCAGUGAAGACGCUGAAGGAGGCCAGCGAGAGCGGCCGGGCGGACUUCUACCGGGAGGCGGAGCUUCUGACCAACCUGCAGCACGAGCACAUCGUGACGUUCUACGGCGUGUGCGUGGAGAGCGACCCGCUCAUCAUGGUGUUUGAGUACAUGAAGCACGGCGACCUCAACAAGUUCCUACGGGCUCACGGCCCCGAUGCCGUGCUGAUGGCCGACGGCCAGCACAGCCUCAUGGUGGAGCUCACCCAGUCCCAGAUGCUCCACAUCGCCCAGCAGAUCGCCGCGGGCAUGGUGUACCUGGCCUCCCAGCACUUUGUGCACAGAGACCUGGCCACCAGGAACUGCCUGGUGGGGGAGAACCUGCUGGUCAAGAUAGGGGACUUCGGCAUGUCCAGGGACGUCUACAGCACAGACUAUUACAGAGUGGGCGGUCACACCAUGCUGCCCAUCCGAUGGAUGCCCCCGGAGAGCAUCAUGUACCGUCGGUUCACCACGGAGAGCGACGUGUGGAGCCUGGGGGUGGUGCUCUGGGAGAUCUUCACCUACGGCAAGCAGCCCUGGUACCAGCUCUCCAACAACGAGGUGAUCGAGUGCAUCACCCAGGGCCGGGUGCUGCAGCGACCCCGCACCUGCCCCAAGGAGGUGUACGACCUGACGCUGGGCUGCUGGCAGCGGGAACCCUACAUGAGGCUCAACAUCAAGGAGAUCCACAGCCUGCUGCAGAGCCUGGCCAAGGCCUCCCCGGUCUACCUGGACAUCCUGGGUUGAGGGGGCUGGGGGGGGCUUG